UCCAUCUCACCCCAAGGAGUUACGACCAUUGAAGCUCAUAACUUAGACACAAUUGAUAACCCUUGCGAACUCGGUUUGAUGAUACCUUUUACGAGCCGCGUUAGGCAUAACAACGUGUCAUAUCGGGAUGAUAAGCUAUAUAUAUUCAUCCCUAACCCCGCUUCAUACUACGUGCAUAUCUAGUUAGACAUCCUUCCAAUGCCCUGAGGUUCUCAUCAUUCUCCUCAUUUACAUAUGAAAAUAAUGGCAUCGGAGCUAAAUUCGUCUUUUAAGAUAACAGAUGCUGCCUCGAGACGGGGUCAUGGCCCAGGCCUACUUCUCCUCAUCGACGGGGACCUUGAUCUUCGCAAGCACGAUAAGACCUUAGACCCACCGCCUUCACUCAAAUGGGCCGAGGAAGGCUUUGCCGUCGCGGAGGUAAAGGUCUUCAAUUCCCAAAUAGAUCGAUUAUGCGAUGUAUUGACUACGACACUCAUUCAUCUGUCGGCUUCGCCCUCGUGCGACCAGAUUCAGAAAAUCGGAAUUAUUGUUUACAUGGCCACUGUAACACCCGCUAUACUAAGCCAGAUUGAGGCCUGUAAACAAAUUUGCGCUAUAGUCUUCUACGGUGCUUUGCCGGGAGAUAUCGGUGCUACCACACCGCCGUCUUUAUCUCACGUACCCGGCACCGAAGAAAAGGGUGCACCCGAAAGCCCCAACGCGAAGCGAUAUUUCUACCCAUCUGCAGAACCUUUCUUCGCUAUCCCAGCGCAUGAUCAUUACCACGCUUCUCACGCGUCUGUAGCUCAUACGCGAACACUUACCUUCUUAAAGCCUCUCCUCGAUGGCCCGUACUUCGACCUGGAGGCGAUUUGGGAUGAGCAUACGUAUUGGGAGUUCGAAGCGCGCUCAGUAGAAGAGACCAUGGCGACUAUGGUGGAAGAGCCAUACGUUAAUCAUGUCCCGACACUAACCGGCGGAGUUGGGCGAAAGGCCUUAACGAAGUUCUACAGGGACCAUUUCAUCUUCAGCAAUCCACCCGACACGAAACUCGAGCUUAUUAGUCGAACUGUGGGUAUAGACCGUGUAGUGGAUGAGUUUCUCUUCAAAGCGACUCAUGACCGAAUGAUUGAUUGGCUUGCGCCCGGUGUUCCAGCAACUGGAAAGCAUAUCAGCGUCCCCUUUACGAGUGUGGUUAACAUACGUGGCGACCGGCUCUAUCAUGAACAUAUUAACUGGGAUCAAGCGACAUUAUUGAAGCAGUUGGGUUUGCUACCUGAUUACCUCCCGUUCCCGUAUCCCGUCGCUGGAGAGGAAUCGGCGGCGCCCGAUACCCGCUUUGAGUAUCGUCUUCCGGUCGCGGGGGUUGAGAGUGCGCAAAAGCUCGACAACCAAAGUUCGGUCGGAUCUAAUGCGAUGCUUCAAUACGGGUAUCGGAAAGCUCCCUAAGUGCCCGGGAAUCAUUUUUGACGAGUAAACCGGGCCAAUGAUAGAUGGACGUCUGCCCAACGCAUGAUAGCAAGAGCUAGGUAUUACUUUUAACAUCGAUAACCAAUUUGAUACCCCACCAAAAGAGAAAUAUUGGCAGAUUGUCAAGUCCCCUAGAUUUUUCAUCCAUUUCAAGUCAUCAUAUUCGGAGUCGUUUCGUUAGGCUAUCUGGUGUAACUCGCCCAGGAAAAAUCUCAUGAUGUGAUCAAUCAAAAUAACCCAUCAAAACGACAUCUACAACCGAAUUUUUCAUAGACCUGAUAGUGGGUCUAUUAAACCCUCAAAGACCCCCAAAAUCUCAUUUACGCU
This is a messenger RNA of Hypoxylon trugodes, 1776 nucleotides long. RefSeq lists its product as uncharacterized. The coding region runs from base 235 to 1428 and encodes 397 amino acids. Gene Ontology annotation, biological process: polyketide metabolic process. The record is from RefSeq and is a predicted model, not a curated record. NCBI's taxonomy places the organism in Eukaryota, Fungi, Ascomycota, Sordariomycetes, Xylariales, Hypoxylaceae. The transcript has 3 exons.